UGUCCCCCAGAACUGGACUGGUGUUGCGAUAUCUCAGAUUUUUUUAAAUGAAUGUUUUAAUUCAGUGAUAGUGACAGUGAAAUAUGCAUAUUUCAGGGGACUUUUGUUUUGAAAUGCCACAUUAGAUUUGCGUGGGACCACGUUGGUUGGAGACCUGGGGAAGCGUAGUGUCCCCCAGAAAUGGACUGGUGUUGCGAUAUCUCGUCGAUUUGUUUUAAUGAAUAUUUUAAAUCAGUGUUAAUGUCAAUAGAAUAUACCAAUUUCACAGGACUUUUACUUUGAAAUGAAAAAGUAUAAGAAACAUUUUGAAAAAGAAAGAAAGCUCACACCAACGCCGUAAUUUUAUCGACCGAAUUUGAAAAUUCCCAUAAAAUUAAUGUAGUCACCAGAUCACCUACAGCUCCCUUUCUGGACACCUUGCUGUCAUGUCUGUCUAUCGAUCAAGUAAUAACAAAAAAUAUUUAUUGAAAACAUACUUCUGGUCAACGUAGGCUAUAACGCGACAAAAUCCUCGACUUUUCUUGUUUUAAGACAGAUAAACUUUGAGCUUUUAAUACUAUCAAGCCUUUAUGUCGUAAAAUUACAAGUAUUUUCUUGUAGUUCGUGUGAACUCACGACUUUGUUCGUGCACAUUGGCAGAUGUUGGGUUGCAAAUGUGCGACUUUAAUUUUAGUAGUGACUUUAUUAACAUAUAUAUUUUUCUCAAUAUUUAUUUGACUGCGACAUCGAAAGUACUUCCGGGUUGAACAGCUUCCGUGUUUAGUAGCUAACAAGAGCCGGCCGCCGUUUGGUAACGUCAUUAAUGUACCCGAGAUGAAGUCUUCUCCGUGCUGAGUUUGAUACGACCAGCAAAGAUGCAAAGAUGAUCGUGAUUGGUCAAUCCCAUUUGUGCCAGUCACAGGGCAGAUUCACACCGAUGAAUGAUUUAGUCUUCAAUGAACCCAACGUGCAUUUUUUCGGAAUGUAGGAGGAAGCUGGAGCACCAUAAGAAAACCCACUCAAGCACAAGUCCACGAUGUCAUUACCAGAGGAGUCGGCGGCUCCCAGAAAAGAGCGCGAGAGGGGAGCGCGGCCAAAGGUACGGCUGAGUCGUUCAGAGGAGAGACGGGGCACUGGCGGUGGGCAGAAAGGUGCUCACUGCAAGAGGAAAGGCUUUACAGCACAUGAGCUGGCCGGCGAACGGCCUGUCAGCGACGGUUUUGAGUAUGGGGAUUUUUUAAAGGAGCUGGAGAGCAGGGACCAGACCGGCCCGGCCAGCUCCUUGUCUUCCCAGAGAGUGGUCUGCCGACGUCACGGUAAGGAAGCCUCAUUACUGUCAGAAGAGCGGACAUCCAGUCCAGUAUUGGGAGCAGUUAACUUUUGCGCAGAGUCGACAGCCACUGAAGGCAGCAACAGCAGUCGCACACUCCGGCAAAAAAUUCAAGAUGCAAUGGGGCAGUGUUUCCCCAUGAAAACGCACAGUGGAGCGAGUACGCCGCCGCUCCCUCACGUGUUCUCCCUGUCAGCAGGCUGCACCUCCUCCAGGCGCAAGAUCCACCUAAGCGAGCUGAUGCUAGACAACUGCCCCUUCCCGGCUGGGUCGGAGCUAGCUCAGAAGUGGCACCUCAUAAAGCAGCACACGGCGCUCGACACCGCCGUGACGUUCCCGGCGGACGAUGUCGAUGACCGGCUGAGGGAGCGGCGGCGCAUCAGCAUCGAGCAUGGCGUUGAGCCGCCGGCUAACGCAGAGAUCCACACGCUGGAGGUGACGGCGCAAGCGAGUGCGGCCCUCCACAGGCGCCGCGGACCCAAGCUGGCGCACGGCCUGAACGAAGCGGGCGGCGCUGAGCAGAAGCAAUUUCUCCUCCAGCGGCAACACCAGCUUCUUCUGCAGAGCUGUCUGGACACUCUAGAUGAGGUGGUGGCUUCGUCUUCCACGUCAUCUUCCUCCUUCGAUGUUAGUGCUCCCCCUCCGGUCGACUCAGAAGCGCCCCCAAGAGCCACGCAUCCCCACGCCAGCCCACAUGUCCAUACUCAAAUCGACUACAUCCACUGUUUGGUCCCCGACCUGCUGCAGAUCACCAACUUGCCUUGUUACUGGGGCAUCAUGGACCGCUAUGAGGCCGAGGGACUCCUGGAGGGCAAGCCCGAGGGCACCUUCCUGCUGCGCGACUCGGCCCAGGAGGACUACCUCUUCUCUGUCAGCUUCCGCCGCUACGGCCGCUCGCUGCACGCCCGGGUCGACCAAUGGAACCACAACUUCAGCUUCGACGUGCGCGACCCCAGCGUCUUCCACGCGCCCACCGUCACGGCUCUGGUGGAGCACUACAAGGACCCCAGCUCCUGCAUGUUCUUCGAACCGCUGCUGUCCUUCCCCAUGCACCGCACGCAGCCCUUCAGCCUGCAAAGGCUCUGCCGUGCCGUCGUCAGCAGCUGCACCACCUACGACGGCAUCAACGCCCUACCCGUACCCAGCGCUUUGAAGAAGCACCUCAAAGAGUACCAUUACAAGCAAAGGGUACACGUUCACAGGCUGGACAGUUGGUGGGAAUGACCAUCAACAACAACUACUCACCAAGCUGUACUUAUUUAUUGUACUGUAUAUCCUCAUGUGUACAUUCUAACUACACUGACGAGAAUAUGUAAACCUACUGGUUGUUUCUGAUAGAAUAAACCUACUGAAUCUAUGUGUUCUGCAUGUAGCUGUGCUAUUUUAUAUGAUAAGUGGUGGUCUCCAGUGUAGUGUUCCCCAACUAUUAUUGAGCCAAGGCAAUUAUUUCAUGAGAAAGUAAUCACAAAAAUGUAUAUAUGCUUUAAGGUCCCAUAUUUUACCAAACUGACUUAUAUUGGCUUAUAUGGUGCCUCAGUAAAUGUGAAAUAUGAAUGAAAAUGGUCUACGCAUUCCUGUGCACCUUUAUUUUUUUUCCUGCUGAGAGGCCCGAAAUCAGAUCAUUUGAAUGUCUUAAGCUUAUCUCCUUGCAAAGAUCUCCCCCUUACCUUUCCGAGACAGCGCUGUCAACAUGACAAACAGGUGUGCUCUCACAAGUGGGUCUUCUACAUAGAGGCAACCAAUCAGGAAAGGGGGUGGUCUUAGCCAAAUAUGGACAAAGCAGAGUCAAACAAGUAGCGGUAAGAGGAGCCUUCUCUGGACACUCGUAUGGCAAAACCAAGGUGUUUUUGAAAGUGAGACUUUUAUACUAAAUCCAUUGCAGAGUGUCACUACGGAGGUCAAAAUGGCCAAAAUAUGGGACCUUCAAGUAAUGAUGAUCUCGUCUUAAUUUACUCAAGUAUUUUGACAAUAAUAUUUCUCGCUCAUCACCAUGGUGGUGCUGCAGUACUGCUCUCAGGAUAUAAACAUUACGGGAAGCCUAAAAUAAAUAGAGUGAAACCUUUCAAGUCAUUCAGCCAUCCAUUUUUCAAUAGCGCUUCUUAGCAUUAGGGUUGUGGAUGAGCUGGAGACUAUCACAGCUGACUGGGCAAGAAAAGCACGUUAAACCCUGAAAUGGUCGCGGAUCUGGUCACAUGUCACAGUCAAAUCCACAGACAUCUAAAGGAAGCCAGAGUAAAGACACGCAAGCUCGGGGAGAACUUGCAAGUUUCUAACCAAGAACUGUGAGGCAGAAGUGCUAACCACUAGUAUCCCAUGCUGCCCUACAAUUUGAAUUUCAAUAAAAAAGUUAUGGAAUAAAAAAUAAAAAAAAUAAUGCUUUAAAAUGACAGGGGGGGAAGUGUAACAAUAACCAUAGAUGAGGAAAUCCAAAACUUCAAAGUAAAUGGCAUUACCCAUGAGAACGCCACUAGGUGACAGUAUAGCGCUGCAAACCCCAUCCUGUCCCUUGCUCGUGUCUUGUCAGGCAUUUUCACAGUAACUUAGUUUUUAUUAUACAGUGGUUAGGACGUUUUUACACUUGCAUUACAGUAAGCAAUGUUAAAAUGUUACCUAAACACUUGCCUGUACAGUUAAUAAAGAUUUUAGUGACAUAUUAAUUCACUUUACAAUAUUACAUUAUUUCCCAAGGGAAACGAAAAUAGGCUUUGCCUUUUUCAUUUUUUUAAAAUUAGAACAACUUGGGAGCUAAGCAGAACUGUUUUGACU
Molecule: messenger RNA, 4075 nt
Organism: Phycodurus eques (leafy seadragon)
Lineage: Eukaryota; Metazoa; Chordata; Actinopteri; Syngnathiformes; Syngnathidae
Gene: socs9
Product: suppressor of cytokine signaling 9
Exons: 3
Coding region: 1016-2533 (505 amino acids)
Biological process (GO): intracellular signal transduction; phosphatidylinositol phosphate biosynthetic process
Cellular component (GO): phosphatidylinositol 3-kinase complex
Molecular function (GO): 1-phosphatidylinositol-3-kinase regulator activity
Source: RefSeq, a predicted model, not a curated record